CUGCAAGUAGUUCAACCUUCAAACCUUUCAUGAUCAUUAUUUUAAUUAACCUCUCCUCCAUUCCCACUUUCUUUUUCCUCUUCAUUACAAAACACAGACUACCCUCACUCUUUGCGUUUUUUCCUCUAAUCUCUGUACAUCUUCUUUAAAACCAACCCCAAUCCACUAAUUUCACUGUCUCACACGUAUUUACACUGGAACAUAACAGCCACCAAAAUCAAGUGCCAGAACACAGAAAAACGGCAGUGGCAAUGGAGGGGUUUCUUGUAGCUCUAUUUCUCUUAUCAUUCUUAUCUAUCUCAAAUGCAAAAAUGUCGAAUAAAAUCGGCAUAGCUUACGGCCGACUUGGCAACAAUCUCCCAUCACCUGAAGCUUCAAUUCAACUAAUCCAAUCCAUAAAUGCAAGUAGAGUAAAACUCUAUGAUGCAAACCCAGAAAUUCUCCAACUCCUAUCCGGUUCUAAUAUUCAAGUAUCCAUUAUGAUCCCAAACGAAGAAAUCUCACCCAUUUCUGCAAACCAAGAUUACGCUGAUCUAUGGGUUCAGCACAACAUCAUUCCAUACUACCCCAAAACCAUGAUACGUUUCUUACUAGUUGGAAAUGAAAUUCUAAGUUACAGUACUGAUCAAGAUCGCCAACUCUGGUUUGAUCUAGUUCCUGCAAUGAAAAAUCUCAGACGAUCUUUGAAAAAGUAUGACCUUUUGAAGAUUAAGAUUGGUACUCCAUUGGCUAUGGAUGCAAUUGAAUCAUCAUUCCCUCCUUCUAGCGGGACAUUUAGAUCGGAUAUAACCGUUCCUGUUAUAAAACCACUGUUGCAAUUCUUGAAUCGGACUAAAUCGUUCUUUUUUCUUGAUGUGUACCCAUACUUCCCUUGGUCUGAAAAUCCCGGAGACAUUAACUUAGAUUAUGCGCUUUUGAACGAGAAUAAUUAUACGUACGUUGAUCCCUUCAGUGGUUUAUCCUACACCAAUCUUCUUGACCAGAUGCUCGACUCGGUAGUCUUUGCAAUGACCAAGUUGGGGUUUAAAAAUGUUCGUUUGUAUAUUGCUGAAACUGGUUGGCCUUCAGCUGGUGAUAUUGAUCAAGUCGGAGCUAACGUCUACAAUGCCGCAACUUACAACCGCAAUCUCGUCGAACGGAUCAUAGGCACUAGAAGUACUAUUGGUACUCCGGCAAGACCAACUUGGGGCAUUCCCACUUUCAUCUUCUCCUUGUUCAAUGAGAAUCAGAAGCCAGGACCCGGCACAGAAAGAAACUGGGGAGUUAUGUAUCCAGAUGGGAGACCCAUCUACGAAAUCGACUUGACCGGGAGUAGACAACAAUCCGAGUACCAAGCGUUGCCGAAGGGGAAUAAUAAUGCACCGUACGAGGGUAAGAUUUGGUGUGUUGUUGCAAAUGAAGCAAGGAAUUUGACUAAUGAAUUGGUGUCUGCCAUAACAUAUGCAUGUGGACAGGGUAAUGGAACUUGUGAUCUCAUCCAUCCUGGGAGAGAAUGUUAUCAGCCCAUUUCAGUAGUUUCGCAUGCAAAUUUUGCUUUUAGUUCGUUCUGGUCUCAGUUGAGGAGUAGUGGUGCUUCUUGUUCCUUUAAUGGACUCGCAAUUCAAACUUCUCGAGAUCCCAGUCAUGGAUCUUGCAAGGUUCCUGGUGUGGCUCUUUGAGAAGGUUGAUUGACGUGUAAUUUUUAUAUAUUUUUAACAUUGAUCUUGUAAUAAACUUUGC
Messenger RNA from Papaver somniferum (opium poppy), 1719 nucleotides. Its product is annotated as probable glucan endo-1,3-beta-glucosidase A6. The coding region runs from base 252 to 1658 and encodes 468 amino acids. The transcript has 3 exons. Gene Ontology annotation, biological process: carbohydrate metabolic process. Lineage: Eukaryota; Viridiplantae; Streptophyta; Magnoliopsida; Ranunculales; Papaveraceae. Gene Ontology annotation, cellular component: plasma membrane. Gene Ontology annotation, molecular function: hydrolase activity, hydrolyzing O-glycosyl compounds. The record is from RefSeq and is a predicted model, not a curated record.